This is a messenger RNA of Saccostrea echinata, 1974 nucleotides long. RefSeq lists its product as uncharacterized. Gene Ontology annotation, molecular function: cysteine-type endopeptidase activity. The record is from RefSeq and is a predicted model, not a curated record. Gene Ontology annotation, biological process: proteolysis. The transcript has 7 exons. NCBI's taxonomy places the organism in Eukaryota, Metazoa, Mollusca, Bivalvia, Ostreida, Ostreidae. The coding region runs from base 10 to 1407 and encodes 465 amino acids.
GUGUCUGAUAUGGAUACAGAGAAGGAUACAGAUAGAUAUCCAUUUAAAGUCAAUAGGAGAUACCAGGGAAUCGCUCUCGUGAUAUCUAACUUUACCUCGGGGCCAUACAUGAGGAAGGGUGCUGACAUUGACCUCAAGUACAUGAAAAAAACAUUCAAAAGACUAGGAUUUAAAGUAGAUUGUCAUGAAAAUUUAACAACAUCCAAAUUUGUGUCACUUUUGAACUCAUAUUCGAAAGACAAAAGUCUGAAUGUGUAUGAUUGUUUCGUAUUUGCUAUCAGUUCACAUGGAAUUGAAAGAGAGGUGAAAAAAAAAGAUCAAGUAGUCCAUCAUCAUGCCAUACAAAUGUUCGAUGAUGAAUACUUUGACACCCAAGAAGUUCUGGAUCACUUCAGCCCUAAAGCAUGCAAAGCACUGAAAAACAAACCAAAGCUGUUCUUUAUUCAGGCCUGUCGAAUUCCUGAGAGUAAAGCAACUGAAGAUCACAGAGACGCAGGCAUAGGGUUUGAUCAUGGCACCAGACACAGAGAUGGAGGAGGGGAACCAGGCCAAAAUAAACAUGGACGUGAUAAGAUUGACCAUCAGGAAACCAAAGAGAUCUCAGAUGAAGAGUCGGACACUGAGGAGGUAGAUGUGUCUGAUACAGAUAUCGAUGAGGAUUCUGACCUUGAGGGUGAUAAUGACCUCCCCACAACCAAAAGCCAGGAUACUGACACAGAGGGGGAGCAAGACACUUCAGAUGUAGAAAAAUAUUUGGAACAAAGACAGAGAGAAAUUGUCAGAAAUUUAAAGAAAUUACAAAAUGAGGUGUGGCAGCUUGGUAGAGUUUACACCCAGGAGGCCAAUCAUAACAAAGAAACGGAUACUCAAAAUGCAACAGGAGGGGAAGGGGCUCUAUCACCUGAGAUUGAACAAAAAGAUGAUGAGCUGGACCCAGCAAGAGGAAUUAGAUUACAACCUUCUGCAGAGAAGGGAAUGCCGGGGGACGAAGUGGAUCCUCCACGAGCCCGGCGAUAUAGACCAACAGUGGCCCCAAUCCACAUCACUGCUGUCUCCUUUCACAAUGAUAUGCUCAUCAUGUUUGCAUCACCACAAGGAUUGUAUGCUUUUAGGAGUAAAGAUAUAGGCAGCUACAUGUUGCGGUUUUUGUAUAAGGCAGUAGAAAAAUUUUAUGGAAAUGGAAAACUUAAAGACAAUAACACCAACUUCCUUGAAGUUCUGAGGGAAAUCACUGCACAGAUGUCUAGCAGAACUUUUUUUGGUGAAAAGGAGUACACCAAUGUUCCAUGUACUAUACACAAACUCUCCAAAGAUGUUAUCUUCACUCAAGGAAAAAACAUGGCUGACUCCAAAUUUUCAAAGAAACUGUCCAGCAUUUUAACAUCUUUUUUUGCUAACUGGAAAUAAGAACUCUCCAAAGAUAUUAUCUUCACUCAAGGAAAAAACAUGGCUGACUCCAAAUUUUCAAAUAAACUGUCCAGCAUUUUAAAAUCAUCUUCUGCUAGUUAGAAAUAAGAACAUAGUUAUUGAUAUAAAAAAGAUACCUAGUUCUAGGUAUUCUACAUAUUCUAGAUGUGACAGUGAAGCUGGUGAAAUUCAGUGAGAAAUUCUUAUUAUCAUAGCACUUCGUAGUAAAAUGAGCUUACAAAAACUUUUUAUACCCCCUGCAAACGAAGUUUAGGGGGGGGGGUAUAUUGGAAUCAGCUUGUCCGUCUGUCUGUCUGUCCGUCUGUCUGUAGACGAGAUUUUGUCCGGACCAUUUCUUGGAAACUGUUGCAAGGAUUUGUCUGAAAAUUUGUAUACUUAUUCUUUGCCAUAUGAAGGUGUGCACCUGGUAUUUUCAUCAUGAUUGGAUGAUUUUUUUGCAUUUUACAGGUGUUUUUUUCAUUUUUAUUAUGUUGUUUUGUCUGGAUCUGUUCCCAGAGACUAUUGCAUAGAUUUGUAUGAAAAUUUGUACACUUAUUAUUUACCAUA